This is a messenger RNA of Penicillium waksmanii, 819 nucleotides long. RefSeq lists its product as uncharacterized. The record is from RefSeq and is a predicted model, not a curated record. NCBI's taxonomy places the organism in Eukaryota, Fungi, Ascomycota, Eurotiomycetes, Eurotiales, Aspergillaceae. The transcript has a single exon. The coding region runs from base 1 to 819 and encodes 272 amino acids.
AUGUCUUUUACCUUUGCGCAGGCCCAUAUUAUGGAUACCUACCACCUCCACCUCGUUUUCGACAUCGCCAGCUUCGUCGGAGUAUCUAACACGGCCGCGCUUGUUUGUUGGAGAUAUUGUCGUGCUAAGAUCAGCGAACCUGACGCUAAGCGUCGUGGCCUCCGCGAGCGUGUAACAUGGUUCGACAGUCGCUACCGAGCCGCUUAUAUCUUCGUCGCCUUAUACCUCGCCCUGACAAUACUGCUCGAGCUUCGCCUGAACGAAUGGGCACCGAACAAGGAGCCUGGCCGUUGCUACCAUUCGUACUUGGUGACGAACCCAUCAGACUCACAUCCAGGCUCGGAUAAGCUCUAUGUGGCUUUCACUAGUGCUUGGCUCAUGCUUGUCGUUCUCGCUAGCAUUUUUGCUGGGGUCGGUAAGAGGCGUGCGAUUCUGAUCCUGUCCGCGCUUCAUUUUCCCCUGCACCUUUACAUGGCGAUUGCUCUUCGACAGGCGAAUCAAGGAAAAUUCGAGGGCGAGACAAAUCACGAGAAUGAAUGGGACUUUGGCCAAACAACGGCAGUUCUACUUUUGGGGAUUGCGCUUGUGGAGCUGGUCGCUAAGGGGAAAGAAUACUAUUAUUUCGAGACUCAUGUGGCUAAGCAUGGAGUGCCCCCGCCUGCAGAUGACAACUCGGUCCAGAAGGAUGAGGAAGCCAGUGAUGGAAGCUAUCUUCUCGAUCCUGUUCGUCAAGAUGAACGAGCCCCUGAGGAGAGGCAGCAAACCGCGGAAGGACGCUCUGCGACUGCAAAAAAUGGAUAUCAGCGGGUCGAAAGCUAA